This is a messenger RNA of Triticum turgidum subsp. durum (durum wheat), 1080 nucleotides long. Lineage: Eukaryota; Viridiplantae; Streptophyta; Magnoliopsida; Poales; Poaceae. The record is from the annotation of a GenBank genome assembly.
AUGCUUCUUCCUCUUGUUGCCUCCUCCUCUGCAUCCACCGCCUCCGCCGGCUUCUUCUCCGGCUCCGGCCGCUCCUUCCUCCGAGAUGCUUCUAUCGUCCCACAUCACCACACCCACCACACCUCCAGCUCCGGCUGCAGGAGCUUAAUUCAGGGCGUGAGCAAGGUGGGGUUGCGGUAUGGAUCGAAUCCCCUCCUCCUACGCUCGUCGUUGGCCCCUCCUCCGUCGCAUCAUUGCUUCCGACGAGCACCCGCCGGCGGCAGAACAGUCGUCGUUGCAGCAGCAGCAGCUGCUGCUGCUGCUGCUGACAGCAACUACUGCCUAACAGCAAAAGAUAUACGUUGUGUGGUGAUGGACAUCGAGGGCACCACCACCCCCAUCUCCUUCGUCGCCGACGUGCUCUUCCCCUACGCGCGCGCCAACGCCCGCGCCCACCUCGCUGCCACAUACCACACCCAGCAGACCCGGGAAGAUGUCGCCCUACUCCGCGCACAAAUCGACGAGGAUCUGGCAGAGGGGGUCACCGGCGCCGUCGCACUCCCACCGCCCGACGACAUCGACCAGGACAAGACCAUCGAUGGCCUGGUGGCCAACGUGCAGGCCAUGAUCGACGCGGACCGGAAGCUCACGGCGCUCAAGCAGCUGCAGGGCCGCGUGUGGCGGCGGGGCUUCGAGAGCGGCGAGAUCAAGGGGGAAGUCUACGACGACGUCGUCCAAGCUCUCGCGGAGUGGGACGCGAAUGGCAUCAAGAGCUACAUCUACUCCAGUGGCAGCAGGGAGGCGCAGCGGCUCAUCUUCGGCAACACCGCCGCCCACGGUGACCUCCGGCGAUACCUCUCCGCCUUCUUCGACACCAACGUCGGUGGCAAGAAAGAGUCUCGCAGUUACUACGAGAUCUGGCAGACUCUCGGCGUCGACAGCCCGUCCCAGAUACUCUUCCUGACCGAUGUCUACCAAGAAGCCACCGCCGCAAGGGAUGCAGGUCUUGAGGUGCUAAUAUCGAUCAGGCCUGGAAACGCGCCGCUUCCUGAGGAUCACGGCUUCCAGACCAUCACGUCGUUUGCUCAAAUCGCCACCUGA